This is a messenger RNA of Pocillopora damicornis (cauliflower coral), 999 nucleotides long. Its product is annotated as beta-1 adrenergic receptor. Gene Ontology annotation, biological process: G protein-coupled receptor signaling pathway, coupled to cyclic nucleotide second messenger; chemical synaptic transmission. Gene Ontology annotation, cellular component: dendrite; plasma membrane. The record is from RefSeq and is a predicted model, not a curated record. Gene Ontology annotation, molecular function: G protein-coupled serotonin receptor activity; neurotransmitter receptor activity. NCBI's taxonomy places the organism in Eukaryota, Metazoa, Cnidaria, Anthozoa, Scleractinia, Pocilloporidae.
AUGAAUGAUAGCCACCCGGAAGAACAUCUGAGCAGUGCAGCGUCCAUCGUUCUAUCGCUGUGGCUCUCCUUGAGCAGUUUUGUAGCUGUAAGUGGAAACACAGUUAUGUUGUGGUUGUUCUACAGGAACGAGUCUUUACGAACAAUUUCCAACCGCUUUUUAGUCUCGUUAUCCGUGGCCGACGUUUUGGUUGGCGUCGUCAUAGAUCCUGUUUGGAUUGUUAUCAGAUGUUGGACUCAGCCACCACUUCAUAGUACUCUGACUGAUUUUAUGAUAGUGUUGUGGGUUCACACAACCGCCGCCACUACUUUCAACAUUUGCUGUGUUUCAAUCGACCGGUUUAUUGCGAUUCGGUUUCCUUUCCGUCAUCAGGAAAUUGUAACAAAGAAAAGAUGUUACACAGUGAUUAUUUUGGUGUGGCUGUUUUCAAUGGGUCUUCCUUUCUCGACGCUACUUAUACCCGCCAAGCUUUUCUCAGAAGAGAAAACUGUUAAUACUGUAGUGCUGUGUUUUUUGAUAGAAUUUAUAGCAUUUUUUCUACCAUUAAUAGUUGUUUCACUCUCUUAUAUUUCUAUUUUUAAGUCGGCAACAAAACAAUUUAAUAGAAUAUUAGCAGGAGAAAAAACUACAUUGCACAACGACAAUUUGAGAGUUCGUUGUACGCAAAAUUUUAAAGCUAUAAAAACAAUUGGUUUUGUUUUGGGUGCUUGUAUCAUCACAUGGAUUCCAAGUUUAAUUUUGUCUUCUCUGGAAAUUUAUUAUGUUUUGGUCAACAACCGGGAUAAAUAUAAUGCAUUGCCGUUUGUUAUGUGGCCUUGGGUUGAGACAAUCGCUUUUACUUCAUCAGCAAUCAAUCCAUUUGUAUAUUACUUCCGAAAUGAAGACUUCCGCCGAGCCUUUCGCCGUACCUUUCGCUGGUUGGCCCGUGGAAAUAGCAAAGAAAGCACGAGGAACACUAGGCCGAAACAACUAGAAACCCGAUGGAACGAAUUGUUAUGA